AUGAACAUUCAAGUGGGCAACAAAUUAGAAGAUGCAUUCAGCACAAAACUCUACAUCAUCCUACCAGAACAACUGAGGUACAUUGGCUCAGAUGAUAAGGAGUGCCGUCGAACAGGAACCCUGACAGUUACGUGUGACGUGGAAAAUCCAUUUCCUCAUGGCAAGUACGCGUCAGUAGCGUUGCGCCUGGACGCAAGUUUGGUUGAUUCGUCGGUGCGUGAGUUGUACGUGCAUCUCAUUGUUAACAGUUCCAGCGUUGAAGUUAACUACGACGACAAUGAGGACAUAUUCGUCAUCAAAGUCAACUUAUCUUCAGACGUUGUAAUCUUGGCUAAUGUUCAACCCGAAUCGAUGUAUCGGAAUCGUCAAGAUCGUUACGCCGAAACUUUGAAACAUUCAAAAAAUACUGACGAUGACAGCGUAGUGCAAAAAGCAAGCAUGGAAUCCAGUGAAAUAAAAAUUGGCAAAAAAGUUUCGCCUGUUUUCGGUUCCACGUUGGGAGAUUCGUUCGAGCACACUUUUGAGGUUAAAAACAGAGGUUACACAAAGACCGCCAGUUUGAAACUCCACAUACAAGUGCCAUUGAUCUGUGGUGGCCAGCAUCGCGAUAGAAGUGACCGUGGUGGCGAUUAUAAAAGUUCGUGCCGUUACUUCAUUGACAGUACUACCAUUGAAUUCGUAAGUGAUGACGUAGAUGUCGAUUGUUAUGAAAAUGAUGUUAACAGUGGUGGUUGUCAUCAACAAAUUAUAACACUACUUUGCAAGUUAAUAUCAGUGAAGCUAACGUAUCAGUCCAGUAUCACGAAAACGCACGCCGUAUGGCAUCGGAAGGUUGUUUUAUUAAAUUAUAAGGAGGACGUUGGGAUUGCAGGUAACUUUAGUUUCCAUGCUAACAUGGGGGCCAACGACGAUGACGUUGAUAGGAGCAAAGAAUCGAUUUUGAGUAAAAUUUUAAAGUUUGGUUCUGGUAAUGACAGCUCCGAACAAAAUGUUCUCUACUUGACAUGUGAUGAUGAAAGCAUGAUGGAAUGCAUCUCCAUCGAAUGUUCCGUCCAUCCACUGACCAGAGGAGAGAGUGCAGUUGUGUCCAGCAGCCCUCAGGUGGAUGAGAUAAAAGUAACUUCAAGAGCCAGAGUUUCAAUUCCAUCAUCACAGAAGACAUCAGAAGACAUCCAUGCAUUCGAUAGUUCAAACUUUACUCUCACGACAUUGACGAUCUUCCUGAGAGACAAUUCAGGCAUUCACAUGCACGUGCCAAUCUGGGCCCUCGUUCUUUCCAUAUCUCUUGGAGUCCUUGCUCUGCUGCACGUUGUCCUCAUCAUGUAUAAGUGUGGUUUCUUCAAACGUCCCAAGAGAAAUAUCCUGGCCCCAGUCCACCAGGCCACCGUGAAGAAACCACUGAAUAUUCGUCAGAUGUCACAACCAACCAGAUUUCUUCCACCCCGGCCUUUUAGCAGAUGA
This is a messenger RNA of Helobdella robusta, 1461 nucleotides long. RefSeq lists its product as hypothetical. NCBI's taxonomy places the organism in Eukaryota, Metazoa, Annelida, Clitellata, Rhynchobdellida, Glossiphoniidae. The coding region runs from base 1 to 1461 and encodes 486 amino acids. Gene Ontology annotation, cellular component: integrin complex; external side of plasma membrane. The record is from RefSeq and is a predicted model, not a curated record. Gene Ontology annotation, molecular function: integrin binding. The transcript is spliced from 11 exons. Gene Ontology annotation, biological process: cell-matrix adhesion; integrin-mediated signaling pathway; cell-cell adhesion.